AUGCUCAACUCAACAAACAUCACCGAAAUUUGGAAUCCAGAAUUCCUCCGUUCUCUUAUUAAAGAGAAGCAGUGGGAUCGCUUAGCCCAAGCAACUGUUGAUUCAAGAGUUAUCGAUGAAUUAGCUACACUCCUUCUAGAAACAGAUAUUCUCAACACAUUAGUUGAUGAAAUGCCAAAGGAACACAUUCUCUCCCUCAUCAAAUUACUCCAAUUCAAUCACACAUACACAAUUGAACAAAUUUUCAAUACAAUGGAAAAGGAAUGCGAUGAGAACUCCAAGCUUACAGAUGUCGCAUACGACAUCGUCAAAUCUCCGAUCGCUUACAAUGCUGCUUUAAAGCCAGCACUAAAAUGCCUCCCAACAGACGUAAUCGCCAAGAUUGUCAAUGCUCGUAUACCAAAUACAGACUUCAAGCAUGGAAGUAAGCUUCCUGAGCAGUUACUUUAUGCUCUUGAUGGAAAACAUACAUAUAAAGACCUUCAGGAGCGCAAUGCCUACGAUUAUAUGACGAUUCCUAUCAGUUACAACCGUGAGAAAGUCGUUGAUACCAUUUUCAACUGUCUCCAGGACACAUUUCAGUAUGUUGAAACAUUAGAUUGGGAAUCUCCACUGAUCAACGCAUCCCUCGAUUAUAUUACACGCCUUGUAUCCAAUUCCUAUUCUAUUUGGGAGCCAAUUGCUUCUCUUCGCGAGAAAUUAGGCAAAAUUGUUUCAUCUUUCAAGAUCCACAAAGUCUUCCCAACAAUUGCCUUCUCGCCAGUUAUCAACGGCACAGGAAACAAUGGCAUCAAUAUAAUCAACCUCCGCUUCAAUUCUCUUGAACAAGCAAGAGUUAUUCCUACAAACUUCUACUACACUGUUUUCAAGAACUCCGUUGAGGAAAACAACGAAGAGUUCAUGAAGCUCGUCACCUCAAACUUCUUUACGAAUAACUCUUCCCUUAGAUAUCUUCGUGAUACAAAAGAUGGCGUUUACGACAAACUCUUUGAGGCCACAAUCGAAAGGUCAGUCAAGAACUUCCUCGAGACAGGAAACUCUACUCAAUUCGAGAGUGUUGCCGCCAAUUUAUUCCAUUAUAACUACACAGACUCCGCAACAAUUACAUUUGAUGACGGAGUUAAGUUCAUCAACGAAGUCUGCAAGAGAAUUCUUGCAAAGAAGUCAACAGUUCUUACAGAUUCAAACACAUUCCCUAAUAUCUGUCUCAGAAUUGUUACUCUUCUCUCAACACUUUCAAUGACAACAGAGAACGCCAUCAUGGAGAAGACAUACGGAACUCCAAUCGAAUUACUCGAGAAAGAUGUCCGAAAUUCAAUUGUUCUUGGCGCAAUCCGUCAUCCAACAGAGGAAACAAAGUUCUCACAGUACAUAACAUCCAACAGAAACACUGCUUUGGUCGGAUUGAUCUGCAAAUUCGCUUCUGUUUCUGAUAUCUCUCUUGUUCUUCCAGAAAAGAAGCGCGGAUCACUCGACAAGUACUCAUUGAUGCCAGGAAAAGCAGUAACAAGCAACCAAUCAACAAGAGUAAGUAUUGUUGAGAUCUUCCUUCAGCAGAUGAAGUUCUGGGAGUCAACAGACUUCCAAUUCCUUCAAUCCGGAUACCAGUUCUACCAGUUGUUCGUAGAAAAGAUGCUUGCUGAGUCAUUAAAAUCCGAUGAUGUCGAAUUCAAGAAAGCAGCACUUUCCUGCUACGAGAGACUUCUUUAUCUCUUGAUAGCAGCACCAAAUGCUCGCAAUUUGGCCCAUCGCCAUACAAGACUCGUUGAUUUAAUUGCAAAUCCAGUUGCCUGGCACAUUUCAUCACUUGUCGAUGACAAAUUAACAUCACGUGUCAUUGAGAACAUUGUUCCUCGCAUUCCUAAUUCGUAUCUUGCUAUUUUACUCUGCAAUGUCUUAUCCAGGUCCCAUUUCGAAGGAUAUUUACUUGACAAGCCAGCCACAGAGUACACAGCUGCUAUUAUGGAUUUAUUGAGGAACAAACCAAUCUCAAAGAACAAAAACUUCAAUUUCUACAUGACAUCAAUUGAAGUUUUUGAAUUCGCAAAGAGAGAUUGGAGGGAAGUCCAGAAACAAUACCUGAGUACAUUCAAUGUCCCAGUAACUGAUGUUUGCAACCCAUUAUUAACUGAUCACCCAGUUGACAUCCAAUACAACGCUCCAGAGCAGUUCCAGGACAUUCCAGAGGACUUACUUCUCUCAAUCAGCCAAUCCGCCUGGUUCAAAGUUGUUGAAUCUGUCAACGAAUACUACAAAGUAUACGAACCAAAGGAUUACGAGUCAGAUUUAGCACAAAUGUACAUCAAGAUCAGACAGUUCGCCAUCGAUGUUGCUCCAAGUACAUUAAUGAAGCACAUUGAGUUAGAACUUCCUACUCCAGAAAUCAAGAAAUUCUAUGAAACAGCGAUGGGACAAUCAGUACAAAUUGUUUACAACAAGGCAUACGCUCCAAUGAUCAAAGAGUACUUCCCAGACGCAAUUCUCAAUUUCGAUGCCGUAAAUAGCUUGAAUGUCAAUGAAUUCCUUGAUGAAAAAAGUGCAAGAAACCACAUUCCAAUCGAAUACGAUGGCUUCAUCUUCUAUUUGUAUUUCAAGCCACAUCCACAGUACCAAAAUGUUUUCUCUGUUGUUGAUUACAGGAACAAACUGAAUGACUACAAAUUCUCUGUUUUGACAAACACUGUCAACUCAACAAACAGUUUGUUUGACCAAGUACAACAGUAUAAGACAUCACAGUUGAUUGGCGAGAAACUCAAAGAAGAAUUCACAGCAAACAGAUCUAAUGUUAAAUCUGUUAGAAAGUCGUAUUCAAACAACACGAAACCACUUAAAGAAUUCAUCAAAGUAUUCGAGGCAUUGAACAAAUGCAAGGCUGCUGAUUUCUAUAAGUCAAUUCUCUGCUUGCAAUCACUUAAUAGUUUCUAUCCAACAUAUAACAACACGUGGACAGAAUGCCCGAUGAUUACAGAACUUGCUGAUUUAAUUAUCAAAGACAUUUCAGCACCAAAACUUGUCAAAUCAUUCGGAAAGAUGAGAGUUACUUACUCCGAUUUGAUUGAAAUCUUAAAUGUUUUGAUAACAAUCGGUUUGUAUUCACUUGGAACUCUUCAAAACUUCAAACUCCUUGCGAAGUUGAAUGAGAACCAAGUCCACGAGAGAUUCUCAGGAAACACAGCUUCAUUUGCCAAUAUCGUCAAAGGAAAUAACUUAGAGAAUAUCAUCAUGGCAAUGAACACUUCUUUCUUCGUUUCACAGGCCGAUCAACUCAUCAAUCUCAGCUCAACAAUGAUCUACGAAGUCAUCAAGAAAUUGUUGAGCGGAUCACCUGUUUUGGAUGAUUACAUCGUUACUCUCUGCAAGAUGUCUGUUUUCCCAGAAUUAGUUGGAUUCCCAGCUCCAUCUGAAUUGAUUGAAUUCCUCAAGUUCGCUGCAAAGAAGAACUUGCAGGCGAAGAGAGCAGCUGUUGCAUGCGCAUCAUUCUAUGUACAGUUGCAUUCACAGUGCGGAUUGCAGAUCCCUGAUGUAUUCGAGAUUUUCGAACUCGCAUUCAAGGGAUAUAAUGAUGAGAUGUGCGCAUUCUUCUGCUUACUCUGCGCUCCAAAUGCAACAGAGAACGCAAUGAGACAGAUACCAGCACUCAGCGAUCUCCUCGCUCACGACGCGAUGCCAAAUUACUUCGUUCCAAAGCCUCCUGUUACAAUUCCAAAGGAACUCGGCGCAUUCUACGAAAAAGUCGUCGACAGCUUCAUUUUGUCAGGACUUGUCAGCAAAUUGCCACAGUACAUCGAGUUGGCAACACACGUCCUUGGCGAGUUGAACCUCGGUGAGUCUCUUCCAAGCAGAAUCGCUCCAUUCAUCGAGAAAGGCCUCAACGAACUCAAAGCCGGUGAAGACAACUCCGCAUUCCUCAAAUUCGCAACAUCAUUCACAGCUCUUCACGAGGAAUUCAAGGGAUGCUUCGAUAGCUAUAGCAAGGCAAUCAAGACUCUCACACUCCACUCUUACGUCAUCCUCAAGGAGAACGCAAGGAGAAAGGCAGACCAGGAGUAUCCGAAGUCUUUCGCAAAAUUGGGCUCCAAUUUCAAUACAAUUGAACAGGCAAUAUUCAAACCAUUCAAUGAAUUCAAUGAGCCUUCUGAAAUGGCAGCGGUUUCAAAGUUCUGCCGCAAGAUCUUGCCAACAUUCAAUGAGAACAUGCCAGCAGUUGCAGUCACAGAGUACAUUAACUUGCAGACAACUGUUGCAUACUUCGCUGGCCAGGAAGUUGAGAAUUACUCACUCGAACAAGACAAGAAGAAACAGUUGACAUCAUUCAUCAAAUCAUUCGCAGGAGAAUUCGAUAUCUGCACUUAUCUUCCUGAUCCAAUCCGCACUAUCUACAACCGCUUACAGAGUUCAUUCACAAGCGAACACACUGUUGAACUAUCCAAGUUACCACGCAAACUCCAGAGAGCAACACAACUCGCAAACAUGUUCGUCAGACAAGUCUUGGAUAACAUACCAGAGUUAGGCGACGACGAGUUAGUCAAGGUCAUCGCAGACUUAGGCAUAUUCGCAAGACAGGAACAAGUUAUCGCCAGACCAUUCGCUGCUCGCUCUAAUGUAUUGCACACAAGAGCUAUGGCAACUGGAUUCGGCGCUGCUCCUCCACCAUGUCCAGCACCAGCAGCUCCACAGGCUGAUUUCAUCGCUCCACAACUCUGCUGCUUCUCCGCUGCUGCUCCAAUGGCAUUGGAUGCUUGCAUGGACGCUGCACCAGUAAUGAAGUGCAAGAGUUUAGGAAGAGCUGCUCCAAUGGAAUUGGAAGAGCGCUUCGCAAUUAAUGAAGCUGAUGAAUGUGCUGAGGAUGAAGUCAUGCUGGAAGAACAGGCUGAACCAAUGGAAAUGUGCCUUUGCGGCGCUGCUGCACCUGAACCAGUUGCUAAUGAUGCAGAUGAUGAAGAAGCUGAGGAAGGUGCUCAGGUCGAGGCUUUGUCUGUUGAAACUGAAGAAGCAAACGCCGAAGAAGAUGUUGAUCCUCUUGAUUUGUGGAACUAA
Trichomonas vaginalis G3 is the source of this 5037-nucleotide messenger RNA. RefSeq lists its product as uncharacterized. The transcript has a single exon. Lineage: Eukaryota; Parabasalia; Trichomonadida; Trichomonadidae. The record is from RefSeq and is a predicted model, not a curated record. The coding region runs from base 1 to 5037 and encodes 1678 amino acids.